Molecule: messenger RNA, 839 nt
Organism: Magallana angulata
Lineage: Eukaryota; Metazoa; Mollusca; Bivalvia; Ostreida; Ostreidae
Product: C-type lectin domain family 17, member A-like
Exons: 4
Coding region: 27-812 (261 amino acids)
Molecular function (GO): signaling receptor activity
Source: RefSeq, a predicted model, not a curated record
ACUACUAUUUACUCAAAGUUCUAAAAAUGACGAUGCAAAGGAAUACUUGGAGAAGGCAGAAAUGGUUAGUGAUUUGCCUUUUUCUGUAUUCGGCGUUGUAUUUAAAAGAAAUGUUGGCUUUUGGAGAAAAUCGAAGGAUUUUUCUAAACAGGGUCUCCUCAAACAAAGCAGUGCAGAAGGAAACUACUACAUGUUUUAUAAAACCGGUCAAUGUUUUAAACCGCUUGGAGUGUGCCUAUAGAUGCGUUAACCGUCUUCCGGAAUGCGCAGCUAUUUAUUAUAAUGACGCCAUGAAACUUUGCAAACUUCUCAGAUGUCGGCCAACAGAUAAACUGGUAAAUGAAAACCUGGUAGGGAUCCCUUCUGGGUGGGAGUUACUUGAGGACGAAGAAGCAUGCAGAAAAGGUUGGACACUUUUCGCUGGUUAUUGUUACUAUUUCAGUGCCAUUGGAACAACAUGGAACCAGGCAGAGGCUUAUUGCAAUAGUAGUGGUGCCUCCUUGAUAGAAAUAUAUUCUCAGACGGAAGUGGACUGGGUCAAAGAUUCAUUCCUUUUGCCAGAAACAGGAGUUGAUAUACAAUGCCCAUUGCGCUUUAGCUGUUCUCUUUGGAUCGGUGCACAUCGCAAUCUGACAUCCUCCUUAUUUACGUAUACCAGCGGGAAACCAAUUCUAUAUCCAAAAUGGGAUGAAUCCCAACCAGAUAUGGGCGGUGAUGAAAACUGUGUUGCCUUGUAUCGGUUGGGAAAGAUACAUGACUAUUCUUGCAACUUUGAUUGUUUUCAAUAUCUCUGUAAAAUGAGGAAAAAAUGAUGUGAAUUAAAGCUACGGCUCAGUCUG